Molecule: messenger RNA, 4952 nt
Organism: Oncorhynchus masou masou (cherry salmon)
Lineage: Eukaryota; Metazoa; Chordata; Actinopteri; Salmoniformes; Salmonidae
Product: tRNA-dihydrouridine(16/17) synthase [NAD(P)(+)]-like
Exons: 14
Coding region: 204-1712 (502 amino acids)
Molecular function (GO): tRNA dihydrouridine synthase activity
Source: RefSeq, a predicted model, not a curated record
AACUCCAAAGGGUAGUUUAAAUGGAAAUGUGUGUUCAGUAAUGUUCAAAAGCAAAGUUACUGAAACCAGGCGGUACCGUUUGCCACUUAUCGUUUCCCCUCGGUCAUAUUUGACUGUUACACUGGUUUGGCACUCGAACCACUGUUGAUAACAUCCUGGAGUAAAUUUUACAAAGUCUUUCUCAUACAGGUCAGGUUGCUGUGAUGACGGUGAAGCUGCAAGGCUUUGAGUUCUGGAAGACCACGCUGAGGGGGGCGCGUUACGUCGUUGCACCCAUGGUGGACCAGAGCGAACUGGCCUGGCGUCUACUGAGCCGUCGCCAUGGCGCCGAGCUGUGCUACACGCCCAUGCUGCACGCGCAGGUGUUUGUACGCGACGCCAACUACAGGAAAGAUAACCUGUACAGCGAAGUCUGCCCUGAAGACAGGCCGCUUAUUACACAGUUCUGUGCCAAUGACCCAGAGGUGUUUGUCCAGGCAUGUCUACUGGCUCAGGACUACUGUGAUGCUAUCGAUCUCAACCUGGGAUGCCCACAGAUGAUCGCCAAGAGAGGGCACUACGGAGUCUUCCUACAGGAUGAGUGGGAGCUGCUGGAGAAGAUGGUGAAGCUGGCCAAUGAGAAGAUCUCUGUUCCCAUCACCUGUAAGAUCCGUGUGUUUAACAAGAUGGAGGAGACCGUUCAGUACGCUCAGAUGCUGGAGAAGGCUGGCUGUCAGCUGCUGACCGUUCACGGUCGGACCAAGGACCAGAAGGGACCCGCGACAGGCAUCGCUAGCUGGGAACACAUCAAGGCUGUACGGAACGCUGUCAACAUCCCUGUGUUCGCUAACGGUAACAUCCAACACCUGAGUGAUGUGGAGCAGUGUAUGGAGGAGACUGGAGUACAGGGGGUGAUGAGUGCAGAGGGGAACCUCCAUAACCCAGCUCUGUUUGAGGGUCGCAGCCCUCCUGUAUGGGAGAUGGCUGAGGAGUAUCUAGAGGUGGUCAGUCACUACCCUCCCUGUACCCUGUCCUAUGUCAGAGCACACCUCUUCAAGCUCUGGCACCACACGCUGCAGAUCCACAAGGACCUGAGAGAGGAGCUGGCCAAGGUGAAGAACCUGCAGGGGCUGACAGAGGUCAGCAGACAACUCAGACUACGCUGCCAGGAGGAGAUAACCAAUGGAGGAGAGGAGGCGGGGCAGGUGGUUGGGCUGCCAUUCCCUCAUUGGAUCUGCCAGCCAUACGUCAGACCAGUGCCGAAGGCUCCGGUUGCUAACAGCAACGGUACGGAGGUGAAGGCAGUGUGUCACAAGAGGGCGUUGUCACAAGAGGACUCGGACGGGGCGUGCGAUGCCCUCUCCAAAAACAAACAGAAGAAGAAAGCCAGAAACCCCCACAAGAACUUCUGUCCCGAGCAGAAACCAAAGUACAUCAAGUGUGAGCAGUGUGGAAAUCCAAAGGGUAAUCAUUGUGUGUUCAAUCUGUGUCGAGGCUGCUGUAAAAAGAAGUCCCACAAGGAGGUGGCAGACUGCCCAAGUCACGGGCUGAGGUUCAAGACCAAGGCAGAGAAACAGAAGUCAGAGCAGCAAGAGGAGGAGGAGGAGGAGGGAAAGAGCAGAGGAUUACAGCAGGAAGAGGAUGGAGGAUUGUUGAACGGGACCCCCAGCCCCCCAACUGACCCCCCACAGAGGACAGACUGUGGCCUGAGCCAUGGACUAACAGGGACAUAGACAUCCAUUCAUAAGUAGAGCAGUACACACACACAGCAGGAUGUGGAAAACUUUAUCCAUCAACAGUAUACAGACACAAGAAUGUAUUGUAAGGAACACACACGUGCAUCCAUACUGUCUCACCACUGUCCUCCAUUGCUGCUGUGCUGAACUGGCUUUGAUGGGGUUUCACCACUACGCCCUCCUCCUACCUGACUGACUGGGGGAGGCUUCCUGGACUGAUGUAAUGGAUAGACUCCUCCUACCUGACUGAUGUAAUGGAUAGACUCCUCCUCCUACCUGUCUGAUGUAAUGAAUAGACUCCUCCUCCUACCUGUCUGAUGUAAUGAAUAGACUCCUCCUCCCUGACUGAUGUUAUGGAUAGACUCCUCCUACCUGACGGAUGUAAUGAAUAGACUCCUCCUCCUACCUGUCUGAUGUAAUGAAUAGACUCCUCCUCCCUGACUGAUGUAAUGGAUAAACUCCUCCUCCUACCUGACUGAUGUAAUGGAUAGACUCCUCCUACCUGACUGACUGGGGGGAGUCUUCCUGGACUGAUGUAAUGGAUAGACUCCUCCUACCUGACUGAUGUAAUGGAUAGACUCCUCCUACCUGACUGACUGGGGGAGUCUUCCUGGACUGUUGUAAUGGAUAGACUCCUCCUACCUGACUGAUGUAAUGGAUAGACUCCUCCUCCUACCUGACUGAUGUAAUGGAUAGACUCCUCCUCCUACCUGACUGAUGUAAUGGAUAGACUCCUCCUCCUACCUGACUGAUGUAAUGGAUAGACUCCUCCUACCUGACUGAUGUAAUGGGUAGACUCCUCCUACCUGACUGAUGUAAUGGGUAGACUCCUCCUACCUGACUGAUGUAAUGGAUAGACUCCUCCUACCUGACUGAUGUAAUGGAUAGACUCCUCCUACCUGACUGAUGUAAUGGAUAGACUCCUCCUCCUACCUGACUGAUGUAAUGGGUAGACUCCUCCUACCUGACUGAUGUAAUGGGUAGACUCCUCCUACCUGACUGAUGUAAUGGAUAGACUCCUCCUACCUGACUGAUGUAAUGGAUAGACUCCUCCUACCUGACUGAUGUAGUGGAUAGACUCCUCCUACCUGACUGAUGUAAUGGGUAGACUCCUCCUACCUGACUGAUGUAAUGGGUAGACUCCUCCUACCUGACUGAUGUAAUGGGUAGACUCCUCCUACCUGACUGACUGGGGGGAGUCUUCCUGGACUGAUUUCUCUCUUGGACUUUAGCAUAACAAGGCAAAGUUUGAAGUCAACGGGAGAUUCACCCCAAAAAGCCCAGUUCCAUGUGGGUCGUUCUCGUUGGUCUGCAGCCGUUUCUGGAAGGAGGAAGAGCUCAUGGAGUCGUAACAGUACUUUCCCAGUACUGCUCAAUCUCUGCAUCUAUUUGUCCUUUUGGUUGUGGGCAAUAAUGGGACUAUUUCCUGGUGAUCUUUGUCGUGUUUUUUCCCCCUCUGAACUAGUAGGAUAUUUUAUCAGCUGACUGUUAGAAUGGUGACAGUCUGUUUUCCUUUUUAUAUCAUUUUUCAUCAAGCUCCUCGUCUUAAUGUGUGCCUGUGUGAUGUGUAGGGCUUGGAGUUUGUUUUUUCUAGGCCCGUCUCCAGAAAGUAUUUUAGGGUAGGGAUGCUGAUCUGAGAUCUGUUCAAUAUAUUAUUCAUCAUUGUUGGGGCGGCAGGUAGCCUAGUGGUUUAGAGGGGUGGCAGGUAGCCUAGGGGUUAGAGGGGCGGCAGGUAGCCUAGUGGUUAGAGGGGCGGCAGGUAGCCUAGUGGUUAGAGGGGCGGCAGGUAGCCUAGUGGUUAGAGGGGCGGCAGGUAGCCUAGUGGUUAGAGCAGGUAGUCUAGUGGUUAGAGGGGCGGCAGGUAGCCUAGUGGUUAGAGGGGCAGCAGGUAGCCUAGUGGUUUAGAGGGGUGGCAGGUAGCCUAGGGGUUAGAGGGGCUGCAGGUAGCCUAGUGGUUAGAGCAGGUAGUCUAGUGGUUAGAGGGGCGGCAGGUAGCCUAGUGGUUAGAGGGGCGGCAGGUAGCCUAGUGGUUAGAGGGGCGGCAGGUAGCCUAGUGGUUAGAGCAGGUAGUCUAGUGGUUAGAGGGGCGGCAGGUAGCCUAGUGGUUAGAGGGGCGGCAGGUAGCCUAGUGGUUAGAGGGGCGGCAGGUAGCCUAGUGGUUUAGAGGGGCGGCAGGUAGCCUAGGGGUUAGAGGGGCUGCAGGUAGCCUAGUGGUUAGAGCAGGUAGUCUAGUGGUUAGAGGGGCGGCAGGUAGCCUAGUGGUUAGAGGGGCGGCAGGUAGCCUAGUGGUUAGAGGGGCGGCAGGGUAGCCUAGUGGUUAGAGGGGCGGCAGGGUAGCCUAGUGGUUAGAGGGGCGGCAGGUAGCCUAGUGGUUAGAGGGGCGUCAGGUAGCCUAGUGGUUAGAGGGGCGGCAGGAAGCCUAGUGGUUAGAGGGGCAGCAGGGUAGCCUAGUGGUUAGAGCGUUGGGCCAGUAACUGAAAGGUUGCUCGAUCGAAUCCCUGAGCUGACAAGGUAAAAAUCUGUCGUUCUGCCCCUAGACAAGGCAGUUAACCCGCUGUUCCUAAGGCCGUCAUUGUAAAUAAGAAUUUGUUCUUAACUGACUUGUCUAGUUAAAUAAAAUAAAAAUGAUCUGAGAUCUGGCUAUAUAUAGGUCUUAUUCAAUAUGAUCUGAAGGGCUAAACUGAUCCUAGAUCAGCACUCCUACUCUGAGACGCUUGGUGGAUACGGGCCCUGGUCUGGCCAUGUGGUAAAACUCCUGGUCAUUCUGAUGGUGCAUUCAUGACAAGUCGGAAACUUUAAACUUCUGAGUUAUUUGCAGAUUCUGAUACUUUCCAAGUGGGGAACCUGGGGCCUCAUCUUUCUUCAAGUUUCCAAGUUGUCUUGAACACACCAGUACUAGGAACAAAACAGGGGGGCCUACCUGAAUUUAUCCAAUAGAAACUCUUGUUUUUCUGGCAAAACAUUAUCCAUUGUGAAAUUGUUUUGCUACGGUUUGCACAAAUGAAUACACCCCAGGUGAGAACUCCAUGCCAAAUCACACGUGGAAACUAUUUCACUUCAAAUAAUAUAUAAAUAAUUUACAGUCAUAUUUGAUUUUAAUUUCUAUUUGUGGUGGUUUUAUUUUAUGGUGGUUGGGGGGGGUUGCUUGCAUUGAGUUCAGAGCCUUCUGGUAGACAUAACACCUAUCCAGUCAUAUAUGAACUUGAGGUUAAAUAAAUGGAAGUGACAAGUGAGAAA